Messenger RNA from Symbiodinium necroappetens, 186 nucleotides. NCBI's taxonomy places the organism in Eukaryota, Dinophyceae, Suessiales, Symbiodiniaceae. The record is from the annotation of a GenBank genome assembly.
GGGUUCCUGCAGCUCAUACAAGAGAUCACCUGGCAUUCGUGCCGUGUGACGCUGCUCGCGGCCGCGGUCCAGGCUCUGGAGCCGGACAAAGAGAUCGGGCUCCAGGAGAUCUCGAUCGAAAUGGUCAAGCGGCUCACGAAGAGGAUCGCGUCCGACUGGAAGUCUCCGCCUGAGUUCGAGGCGGAG